Molecule: messenger RNA, 1350 nt
Organism: Saccharomyces eubayanus
Lineage: Eukaryota; Fungi; Ascomycota; Saccharomycetes; Saccharomycetales; Saccharomycetaceae
Gene: HSV2
Product: phosphatidylinositol-3,5-bisphosphate binding protein HSV2
Exons: 1
Coding region: 1-1350 (449 amino acids)
Biological process (GO): protein localization to phagophore assembly site; protein lipidation; autophagy of mitochondrion
Cellular component (GO): extrinsic component of membrane; cytosol; phagophore assembly site membrane
Molecular function (GO): phosphatidylinositol-3,5-bisphosphate binding; phosphatidylinositol-3-phosphate binding; protein binding
Source: RefSeq, a predicted model, not a curated record
AUGGAUGUUCGUCAACCUAUAAGAGAGGCCACCAAUAACAGAAGGAAGCCGAAGUUUCUAAGCGUUUCGUUUAACCAAGAUGAUUCAUGUUUCAGUGUAGCCUUAGAGAAUGGAUUCCGCAUCUUCAAUACUGAUCCAUUGACCAACAAGCUAUCGAAGACGUUUAAGGACUCUUUGGCCAAUCAGUCCAGGGGUACCGGAAUAGGCUAUACCCGGAUGCUUUAUCGUACAAACUACAUUGCCCUGAUCGGAGGUGGUAAGAGACCGAGGCAUGCCCUAAAUAAGCUAAUCAUUUGGGAUGAUCUUUUACAAAAGGAGACAAUCACUUUGAAGUUUAUGUCAUCCAUAAAGGACGUCUUCCUUUCAAGGAUCCAUAUCGUAGUGGUGCUGGAGAACACCAUAGAAAUCUUCCAAUUUCAAACAAACCCACAAAGAAUCUGCCCCAUUCUGGAUAUUCCUUCCAAUGGGUCUGUAGACUAUGUGGUCUGUAGCAGCAAACAUCUUCAAUCGCAGAGCUCAUCGCAUGCGCAGUCCAAGAUUGUCGAAAUCAUCGCGUUUCCUUCAAAUAAGUGUAUAGGCCAAGUCCAGAUAGCCGAUCUAUCACAAUUAAAGCAUAAUUCUCAAAACCCAACGGAAUCUGCACUUUUGCCUACAUCCAUCAUCAAAGCCCAUAAAAACCAAAUCAAGUUGGUCAGAUUGAACCAUCAGGGCACCAUGGUAGCCACAUGUUCCGUCCAGGGCACCCUAAUAAGAGUAUUCAGUACUCACAAUGGCACUCUGAUCAAAGAGUUCAGAAGAGGCAUGGACAAGGCAGACAUUUACGAGAUGCGUUUUAGCCCCAACGGUAGCAAAUUGGCCGCAUUGUCAAAUAAGCAGACGUUACAUAUCUUUCAAAUUUUCGAAACGAACAAUACUGAAACAAACUCGCAUGACCAUUCGCAUGAUAAUGGCACAAGCCAUCCCCUGAAGAAUUAUAUACCGAAGGGUCUAUGGAGACCCAAAUAUUUGGACUCCGUGUGGUCAAUAUGUAAUGUUCAUUUGAAAAAUCCAGUGUUUGACGCUCAUCGAAGUGCUAAUAGCAAUAACGCGGCACACGAUGAUGAAUUUUAUAAGGACAGGUGCAAGAUUGGCUGGUGCCAAGAUACCAACAAUCAAGACCAGGACGAUUCGUUGGUACUGGUGUGGCAAAACUCAGGGAUAUGGGAGAAAUUUGUCAUUUUGGAAAAGGAACAAGAGGAAACGUCCAAAACGCAUUAUUCACUAAAUGAAAGUUUAAGAAACAGUGAUUCGAAACCAAUGCACGAAGCAACCAGAUGGGAGUUGGUUAGAGAAUCAUGGAGAGAACUCUAG